Messenger RNA from Pieris brassicae (large cabbage white), 893 nucleotides. RefSeq names its product probable prefoldin subunit 6 (gene Pfdn6). Gene Ontology annotation, biological process: chaperone-mediated protein complex assembly; protein folding. Gene Ontology annotation, cellular component: prefoldin complex; cytoplasm. Bases 104 to 472 code for a protein of 122 amino acids. Gene Ontology annotation, molecular function: protein-folding chaperone binding. The transcript has a single exon. The record is from RefSeq and is a predicted model, not a curated record. Lineage: Eukaryota; Metazoa; Arthropoda; Insecta; Lepidoptera; Pieridae.
UGGAAAUCAUUAAUCCGUCAAAAGCUAAACUAAACAUAACCUCAAAGUUAUUUAUAUAAAUCUUAAAAUAUCUCUUUACUAGAUUUUUAUAUUUUUCAACAAUAUGGCUGCAGAAAUUCAAAAGAAAUUGCAAAAGGAACUCGAAGUGUUUAAUAGUCUUCAAAAGGAAUAUCAGAAGGCAGUUUCGCAAAAGCAGCAACUAGACGGCCAAUUAAAUGAAAACAAAGCUGUUAAAGAAGAGUUAAUGCUCUUAAAGAAAGAUUCUGAGGUAUAUAAACUUAUUGGGCCCGUAUUAGUUAAACAAGAAUUGGAAGACGCAAGACAGAAUGUAGCUAAACGAAUGGAAUACAUAAGCAAAGAAAUCAAAAGAACAGAUGUUCACAUCUCCGCAUUAGAGAAUAAGCAAGAGGCAAUCCAAGAAAAUGUUAAUAAGCUUCGAAAUAAUCUUGGCAAUUUAAAAAUAGCAGCAUAAACAUCAUAAAAUAAACUUGAAUUAUAUUAAAAACUAUUCAUGUAAUUAUCCUCACGUCUUUAUUUUCCUUAUUUGCAGUUCUGGGAAAUAGUUAAAAUUAAUUUUCUUGAAUACUUUAUUAAGCAUUUAUAUUAGCAUGUGAGUUAGAUGCUUUUCUAAAAUAUUGAUUCAACUAAAUAUAAAUUUCCUCCAGUGUAUUUUAAGUUAUAUGUAUGUACUCUGUCCUAAGCCAAAAUAUGGUGUGCAUAAGAAAAAAUAAUUCUAUAAAACUUACCAAAUCAAAGUGAUCAUUUCCUCUAAUGAUAUUGCAAGGAAACUUAUACUAAAAGGGAUUUAUUAACACAGUGUAGAAUAUAUUGUAUUUCUUUUUCUGGUAAUUUAAACCAUUAUUUGUCUAAAAUUAAUUUUAAUGAUUUAAAUA